UUUCAAAAUCAAGGUUUGACAAUGGUUACUCAAGUAUAUAUAAAUAUACAACCUUAAACUCAAGAACUCAUCAGAAAAAAUAAAAUCGAACGUGAAUAUUUUCAAAAGAAAUAAACAAGAAACUAAAAAGAGAAAGAUGUCAUCUGAAUGCCAAGGAAAGAGCACGUGGCUAGAACUAGUAGGGAAAAAUGGGCACGAGGCAGCAGAAACGAUAGAAAGGGAGAAUCCCAACGUGCACGCCAUUGUUUUACUGGAUGGAACUCCAGUUACAAGAGAUUUUAGGUGUGAUCGGGUUUGGGUUUGGGUCAAUUCGUACGACGUUGUGAUCCGUACUCCGAUAAUCACCUAAUUAGUUGUGUAUAAUACUAGUACAUGAUCUAUCUUUGCUUUAUUUCAAGAUUUCUCUCUAUCUAUGGAGUAAAAUAAAUGUUCUAUGUUGUAUUAUGUUGAUGUAUUAUGUUGAUGUCAACGUGCUUGUUUAGUACUCAUGUAAUUCUUAGUAAGAAUAAUAUUAUAUUCAUCGAGAUUCGAAAUUAAA
Molecule: messenger RNA, 538 nt
Organism: Spinacia oleracea (spinach)
Lineage: Eukaryota; Viridiplantae; Streptophyta; Magnoliopsida; Caryophyllales; Amaranthaceae
Product: proteinase inhibitor
Exons: 2
Coding region: 137-349 (70 amino acids)
Biological process (GO): response to wounding
Molecular function (GO): serine-type endopeptidase inhibitor activity
Source: RefSeq, a predicted model, not a curated record